AUGAGCAGUACAAUGACAUCACCGAAUACGUCUAUACCCAUCACAAAGAUGGUUAAUGAUUUAUUCUUACAAUGGCUUUCAUUACCCGAUACACGUACUACUCUAUCUUCUGCAUUAAAUAGUGUUCGAACAAAUAGUAAAAUGCCAGAACCUAUCGUUUAUUCAAAAAUUUAUACAAAUCGUAUUGGAGGAUUUUCCAAAUCACAACAUUUUGAUUCACCACCCGUUUCGCCUGUACCACGAACAACUUCAAGUCCACGUUAUACUUCAUCUAAUAAUUUUUCAAUAGGUGAUACGACUCCUGGUAUAAGUAAUAAUAAUAAUAAUGAUGCCCCAAAACAACGUUCGUCGAAGAAGAUAUAUACAGAUAAUAUCACUCCUACUACUGACCAACAACCAGUAACAACAGAGAAAUUUUCAACUCCACAAUUAACAAAACCUGAUAUAGUUCCAACAUCUGCUACAUCAUCAACAUAUGUCAGUCCAAACCGAGUUUUACCUUCAACUACAACUACAACUACACCAUCAAAACCAUCCCAACAAACACCAGUUUUACAACCACCAUCAAAUGCUAUUCGUGAUCAAUCUCCAAAAACAAAUAAUAUAUCAUAUGAAGGAUUUGAUAAUAAUAAACCUUCACCAAAUGCUAAUACAACAAAAACACCUGUAUCAUCUAAUGAACAAAUUUCACGACCAAUGCCAACACCUUCAUUUGUUCCACAAACAACACCGACAGUUAACAAACAAGAACAAAAACAAAAAAUAGCUGAAAAUAUUCCGAAAUUUUAUUUUCCUAAUGGAAAACUAACAGCAACAUCAACAAAUGAGACAAUAUUAGUCAAACAAUUACGACAAGUUAAAGAAGAAUUAUUUUUACCAAAACAUGAUAAAUUACAUCUAGAAGAUUUUGGAAAACUUGCUCAAUUAACCGGCUUAAGUCUAUAUUGGAAAGCACCAUUAUUUCGUGCAUGUGUACACGAUUGUUUAGGUCCAAAAGUAACUAUAACAUCUACUACAACUAUAAAUUAUUCACAAUAUGAAUCAUUUUGGACAAAAGUAUGUAAAAAUAAUCAUGACAAUGCAUUAAAAUUUAUUUAUGUACUUAUUCAUUCAUUAUCAUCAACGUCAUAUCCAAUGAAUCGUCAAUAUUUAACGCUUGAUGAUUGGGAUUAUCUUGUACAAGAUAUAAUAGAUACACAUCCUGGUUUGAAAUUUCUUCGCGAAGCAAAAGAAUUUCAUUCAAGAUAUAUUAAAACAGUUGUUGCAAGAGUUUAUUAUAAUUGUAAUCGAUCAUGGACAAUGAAAUUGACUGUACAAGAAUUAAGACGUUCAAAUUUUUUACAGGUAGAAAUCAUUUUUGAAUGA
This is a messenger RNA of Adineta steineri, 1365 nucleotides long. The record is from the annotation of a GenBank genome assembly. Lineage: Eukaryota; Metazoa; Rotifera; Eurotatoria; Adinetida; Adinetidae.